AUGGAGGACCUGGUCCUGGAGUCCCGGGCAGAACGCAUCGCCCGCUACAAGGCAGCAAGGAGACAAGAGCUGGCUGAGCGUUUCGGACACACGGAUGAGUUUUUAGACUCCCGGCAGGCCGACAACGGAAGGGACGCACAAGACCCCGCUUCCCAAAAUGUCAACAGCAAGACAUACAGUGUUCCGAACGGAUCUGACAUUUCCAUGGGAACCACUUGCCAAAUAGGACAGGAUUCCCAGGAUGCAACGAGUAGGGGUGGGCAACUGGUGCAACAGCAGCAGCAGCUUCGCACUCGGGUGUCUGUGGGCCAGCUGAGGAGUGCUCUUAUGCAGCAGGCGGCAAAUGGAGCCGAUGCGGACAAAGUUAGUGCAGAAAAUGUGCCCCAAGCCGGGUCUUCUCUCGACCCAACGACAAAGCCUGUCUCAGAUGGGGCCCGUCGCCGCACCUGCCGUUACAUCGCCAGUGGAUUAGGAGGUGCCCGCAAGAACAACGAGCGCUUCCGGACACAGCCGAUCACAGCCAAUGAAAUGGAAGAGAGUGGCAGGCUGGAAGAGGCUGAGGGAGAGGAAACGUGUGAUGCUGACGAGAAAACGGAUGAAAGAGCGCAGAUGAGCGUGGCUGCCAAGAUGUCUUUAUUUAAAGAGAUGGAGAAGACGGCCGCCCCCGAAGCCUCGGCGUUCCUAAAGCCUCGUUCGGGAAGUGUCUGCCAUGAGCGCAGGCAGCGGCGAGGCAACGACCAUCGCUUCCUCACCCAGCCAAUCACCAGUGAGGAAAUGGUAGCCAUCAGCACCCUGCCGGACGCACCAGAGGAGAUGUGCCCGCCGCAGGAAGAGCAAGCGGAAACCGAUGACGAGGGCUGCAAGCUUAGCGUGAGCGAGAAGCUGGCUCUUUUCAACAAACUUUUCUUGCCCGAGGGGCCGGGUGCCGACGAAGCCCCCGAGAAGCGGAGGCAGAAGAACGCCCGCUACCGUACGCAGCCCAUCACGGUGGAUGAAGUCAGCUUGUUGCAGAAAGGCCCCGUGCAGCUCCCCAUCUUGUCUUUAGCCCCUCACCUGUGCGACAGACAGCAGGCCUCAUCAAACAACCUAAAGCCCAGCGAGCUGCGCCUCUCUUGCUCCAAACCCGACAUCAAUCCCGCAUCCUUCGAUCAGGGCAUGCAGCGCUGUGACUCGGAGCCCGGGAUCAUGGGGAGCCUGAGGAGGUGUCGCUCGGAGCGCACCAAGAGUUCCAAGGCGGAGCGCAAUGGCCCCGUUUCUCACAGAGACAUGCCAAAUGCGCGCACGGCUAGGCGGGAGGCCGUGGGGGAAGACCUUUGGGCAGCCGCCCCAUGGAGACAGAGGACACGUGGCCGGCGGGAAACCAAUGCCUAUAUGCCGCCGACGACCCACGCGAUGUUGAAACACACUAGCAGGCUCACAUCUGCAGUGGCAGAACACCGGCGUUCUGUGCGCCCGUCCCGGCGUACUCAGGGAUCCCGAAAUCCUCUCCGGGCUUUGGCGGCCCGCGAGGAUGUCAUGCAGGACUUUAUGGGGCUCAACGCAGCUGCCGAGGAGAGGAUCCAAACUGAGAAGAAUUCUAAGAAUUCGUCCAAAUCAAAUUCUGUCAGCUCCUCUCCGGAUCCUCAGGAGUGUCAUCCACCCUUCACUAGCCCCAUGUUGCUAUUUAUCAAAGGAAGGCAGCACGUGCAGGUCCGCCUGGCCCGGCCCUCGGCCAGCUCCUUAAACAGUGGGGGCUGCUACCUGCUGGUGACUACAGACAACUGCAUCCUGUGGAAUGGACAGUCGGCCAAUGACACAGAAAAAGCCAAAGCCCUAGAUUUGGCAUCUUUCAUUCAAAGCCACAAGGACCUGGGCUGCAAUGCUACCGGUGUCAUCCACUUGGAAGAGGGGCUCAACUCUGACAGUAGCCUGGCCACAGACUUCUGGAGCAUUCUGGGAGGAAAGACUCCUUACCCAGGUCCAAAACUGGAGGAUGAGCUUUACGAGCGUGGCAUUGUGGAGUCCAACUGUGUAUACAAGAUGCUGGACAACAGACUGGUGCCCCAUGAACAAGGCUGGGCCUCCAUGCCGAGCGUCUCCAUGCUGGAUUCCAAUGAGGCACUGGUGUUUGACUUUGGCGGCGAGGUCUAUCUGUGGCUGGGAAAGGACGUGCCAGCCGAACGUCAGAAGAUGGCGCUUCAGAUGAGUCGGCAGGUGUGGCUCGGAGCCUACGAUUACAGGAACUGCCGUGUCAAUCCGAUGGAUCCCACGCAGCCAGCUGCCGACACGCAGUUGAUGGGUGAGGGGCGUCCCAACUGGGCUCUCUUCGGUGUCAUCACGGAAAGCAACGAGACUGUUCUGUUCAAAGAAAAAUUUGUGGAUUGGACUGAAAACGAGACCAAGCCUUCCGACACCAACACUUCCUUGUCAAGCGAGGCGGCAGCAGACGGAUCCACCUGUAGCACGAUGGCCAACUCGGGCACAUCGGACCUGAGGACUGUGGGAUUGGACACGUGGCACGUCCAUGAGUUGGAUGAUGGCGAGGCACCCCUGGAGAGCGUGGGACAACUACACGAGGGGGACUCGUACGUGGUCCGCUGGACUUAUAACGCCGGGGACCAAUGUGAACACAGCACGGCUAUUUUCCUGUGGCAUGGACUUAACUCCAACAUGAUUGGACAGGACACUGCUGCUUUUCUUUCCACUGGGAAGAAUAUUAAUCAAGAAUCACAGGUUGUGGUUGAUGAAGGAAAGGAGCCUCUUUCUUUCCUUCAGCUUUUCAAGGGAGGUCUGGUUAUUCAUAAAGGCCGCAGAGAAGCCUCGUCUUCUCAUACAGGUGCUUGGCGCCUGUUUUGUGUCAGAGGGGAGCAUCCCGAUGCGGGCUCAUUGCUGGAAGUGGAAUGCUGCUGUGCCUCUCUGCGCUCCAGGGGCUCGAUGGUCCUGAUUAACGGCCAGCAGGCGGCGCUUUAUCUCUGGAAUGGAUGUAAAGCUCUUGUUAGGUGCAGGGAGGUGGCCAACAGAGUCGUAGAGCAACUCACUAAAGGGUGUCCGCAAGAACUGGGUCUGAGUAAAAGCAGUCUAGUGAAGAGCCAGGCUGUAGAGGAAGGUUCAGAGCCCACUGACUUCUGGGCGGCACUUGGACACAUGGACAGGGAAGCCUAUGACUGCAUGCUACAAGAUCCAUAUAAAUAUAACUUCACACCACGCCUCUUUCACCUGAGCGCCUCCUCCGGUGAAUUCCGGGCUGACGAGCUGUACAGUCCAUCGAGCCUGCCGGGCAUUGUGGCUGCGAUGCCCUUCAUCCAGGAGAGCCUGUAUGCUGCACCCCCUCCAGCCCUGUUCCUUCUUGACAACCGCUUUGAAGUUUACCUGUGGCAGCGUAACCCAGAAGAUGAGCAGGCGGACGGCUGUCACGGCGAGAGAAAGCGCGCCAUGGAGAUGACGCUGCAAUACUGCAAAGAUGUCAACCCGAGACGCCCACCACACGCCUACCUCUUCUUGGGGGGCUCUGAACCUUUGACCUUCACUAAUGUGUUCCCUCGCUGGGAGAGGACGCAGGCAGCCCUCACACAGGGCAAGCUGACCACGGUGCAGGACGCCCUGGACCAGCUCACCAUGACAAAACCAGGAUCAAAACAAACCAUCUUACCCGACAGAGUGGACUCGCAAGGCCCAGAAGACCACCUGUCAGCCCACAAGUUCCAGGUAGGCCCACAGUAA
Molecule: messenger RNA, 3699 nt
Organism: Nerophis lumbriciformis (worm pipefish)
Lineage: Eukaryota; Metazoa; Chordata; Actinopteri; Syngnathiformes; Syngnathidae
Source: RefSeq, a predicted model, not a curated record